AGCAGGCUCAGUGGAUGCUUCUUCGUGAUCAUUAUCAGUAUGAGUAGUUUUGCUGAAGAAGAAUAUUUUAGACCCAUUUAUUUUGGAAAUGAACUACCUGCAGUGCUGCAGAACACAUUUGGUCGGAUCCAUAUUUUAGAGGAGAAGAAACAGGAUUUUUGGUCUAACAUCACUCCACUAAGCCAGAAGAAUAAUCAGUGGAGCUUUUUAGAAAAUGAACUGAAUGAUGCUGUGUGUGAAAAGAAUCGCUUGAGCCUCCAGUAUGCGAGUAAAUCCCACAAGGCACUCCAGUAUGACCAGGUGAAAACAGACUAUGAUCAGCUUAGAGAAACUCUCGCCGCAGUGACCCAAGAACGCGAUUUGGCUGUGAAGGAGAAACUCCAGCUCCAAGCCAAACUGGAGAACUUAGAGCAGGUCCUAAAGCAUAUGCGAGAGGCUGCUGAACGGCGGCAGCAGCUGGAAUUGGAGCAUGAGCAAGCCUUGGCUGUUCUCAAUGCAAAACAGCAGGAAAUUGAACUCCUGCAGAAGGCUCAGGUUGAAGCUAAGAAAGAACAUGAAGGUGCAGUUCAGCUGCUAGAGAACACCUUGGACAGCAUGCAGGCCAAGGUUCGCGAGCUAGAGGAGAAAUGUCGGACGCAAGGCGAGCAGUUUAACCUCCUCUCCAAGGAACUGGAAAGGUUUCGUCAGCAAGCUGGGAAGAUUGAUCUCUUGACUAGUAAUUCCUUGGCAUCCACAGAUAUCCCCAGCUCCCCUAGCAAAUCCCUAUCCCGGUUAAUGAACGGAAUUGCCACUUCCUUAGGCAAAGGUCAUGAAAGCUCCUCUGGAGGCCACUGUGUGAUCUCAGAGUUUAUACGACCCCUCCAACUAUCCGGUGACAGACCGGAGCAAUUGUCCAUCAGACCAAUUUUCCUGUCCCGGUCACGAUCUGGCAGCCCAAGAUGCAGAUUUGAAUCAGACAUGGAUAAUGAACAAAAUUCUAAUACCUCAAAGCAGAGAUAUGUGGGAAAAGUCCAUCUUUGCAUCGCCCGAUAUAGUUACAACCCAUUUGAUGGACCAAAUGAAAACCCUGAAGCAGAGCUCCCCCUCACAGCAGGAAAAUACCUCUAUGUGUAUGGAGACAUGGAUGAAGAUGGCUUCUAUGAAGGUGAACUUCUAGAUGGACAGAGAGGUCUUGUCCCUUCCAACUUUGUGGACUUUGUGCAGGACAGUGAAUCCCAUUUGUCAAGUGGGUUGGGCAGUGAGCAGGACCAGAAUUACAUCAACCACACUGGUCACACUUUGGAAGGAGAUGGCCUUUUGGAGAUCAACCCACCCAGCCACUUAGAGUCCAGUGUUGUCAGUAAUGGUGCAGGGACCUUGGAUGUGAACAUUGAUGAAAUUGGAGAAGACAUUGUGCCUUAUCCUAGAAAAAUUACCCUUAUCAAACAACUAGCCAAAAGUGUUAUUGUGGGCUGGGAGCCUCCGGUCGUGCCACCUGGAUGGGGAACCAUUCAUAGCUACAACGUCUUGGUCGACAAAGAAAUACGAAUGAGCGUGUCCUUGGGGAGCAGAACUAAAGCUCUCAUAGAAAAACUAAACAUUGCUACCUGCACGUAUCGAAUAUCGAUUCAAAGCAUAACCAGUAGGGGCAAUUCUGAUGAUCUACAGUGCACUUUGUUAGUCGGGAAGGAUGUCAUUGUGGCUCCUUCCCACCUUAAGGUAGACAAUAUCACCCAGAUUUCCGCCGAGCUCACCUGGCUCCCGACCAACAGCAAUUACAGUCAUGUGAUCUUCCUCAAUGAAGAAGAGUUCGACAUUGUCAAGGCUGCCAGAUACAAGUACCAGUUUUUUAACCUGAAGCCCAACAUGGCCUACAGGGUGAAGGUACUGGCAAAGCCUCACCAAAUGCCCUGGCAGCUGCCACUGGAGCAACGAGAAAAAAAAGAAGCCUUUGUAGAAUUUUCAACGUUGCCAGCAGGUCCUCCAGCUCCUCCACAAGACAUUAGAAUUCAGGCUGGACCAGCACCAGGGACUAUACUGGUUUCUUGGAAGCCACCCAUUCUCACGGCAGCAGGGACCUCCAAUGGAGCCAAUGUGACUGGCUAUGGUGUUUAUGCAAAAGGUCAACGGGUGGCAGAAGUUCUCUUUCCUAUGGCCGAGAGCACCAUCGUGGAGCUGAUGAGAAUCCAGAACCUGGAAGCCAAGGAAGUUCUCAUCCGGACGCUUUCUGUCCAAGGGGAAUCGGUGGACUCGUUCAGUGCUGCCAUUCCACCUGACCUACUGGUGCCUCCAACCCCUCACCCUCGGCCAGCUCCCAAAUCUAAGCCAUUACCAAGUGCCGGCAUCCCAGAUACCAAAGACGAACAUAUAUGUCUGCAUGUAAAAAGGGACGAGUCAUGGGAGCAGGGCCGUGUGGCUUGUCCCGUGCAUGGACACACCCUGGAGCCUCCCAACUUCCACAGCCCACUCCAAGGGAGGAGGUCUCCUUCUCCAAAUCGGAUACUCCCUCAGCCACAAGGCACGCCCAUCCCCAGUACAGUUGCAAAGGCCAUGGCCAGAGAAGCUGCUCAGCGGGUUGCAGCAGAAAGCAACAGGCUGGAGAGGAGGAGUGUGUUUACUGAAAGAAGCAGUGCUGCACAUUACGCAAACUCUGAUGAAGAAGAGGACGGCUAUGACUCACCACGUGUCAAAAGGAGGGGGGCUUCUGUUGACGAUUUCUUAAAAGGCUCUGAACUGGGGAAGCAGCCCCACUAUUGCCAUGGGGAGGAGUACCACACUGAGAGCAGCCGGGGCUCUGACCUGUCCGACAUCAUGGAAGAAGACGAGGAAGAGCUGUACUCAGAGAUGCAGAUGGAGGAUGGAGGGAGGAGGCGAGUCAGUAUAACAUCGCAUAACACUCUCAAGGAUUGUUAUAAGAGCACUGAAGCAGCUUUUUUGGAACAGCCUGAUUUUGCCCAGCAGAUCCGUCACAGUAAAAAGCUGUUCAGUAUCCCUGAAGUAGCCGAAGAGGAUGGCGAUUGUUCCGAACUGUUGCACAAGCAGGGUUUAGGGAUGCCCCACAAAAUGAGAAGUGCGAUAGCUAGAGAGAGUAGAUCGGCCUGGGCCUACAAUCAAGACCCACCGCACAUCUUCUGGCACCCGGCGAAGCAGCGGAUCUUGGAGGAUUCAGGGGAGAGAGGCUAUACAUUCAGCAGGUCUUCCACGAGGAGCCCAGACAGUGGCCUGGACUGUGGCAGUGAAGAAGAAGAAUCGCGCUUCAGCUUCCGCAGUGCUUAUGACACGGCUUCUGCCAAUGUCGCACCCAGCUGCUGUGCUGGUGGCGAGGGCUGCUCCUGCCGGAAGACACCGCGGCCUUUGCUCGCCCGCCGAAGGACACUGACGAGGCAGAGCAGCAUCGAAGAAGACUUUGGGGACUCUGUCCCUUCCUUUCUAGAGCCUCAAAGUGAGGAGAGCAAGCCGGCUUAUUAUGAGAGGAAGCACGAGCCUCAAAGGUGUAACAGAGCAGAUAAUUUGACACGCGAAGAUUUUCAGGGAGGCUGGAGCAGCCACGUAACAGGGAAUGACGUUAGGGCACCUUCUGUACCACUUACAAGGUCAUCCUACAGAGAUCCCAAAGACCCUCUGCUUUUAGGUAACCCAUCAUCCUCUGGACGACCAGACAGGGUGGAGCAUCCAAGCAGAAGGAUAUCUCAUGGAAGCUCAGGACCGCAAAGGUCACGACCCAUGUUGGUCCCUUCGAUUGAUGGGUACUGUAGCCGAGAGCGCCUGUCCCCAGAAAUUUAUGAAGAAUCUGAAACAGAUCCUGGUGCAGAGGAGGUGUCCACACGGAUCUUUGUCGCACUUUUCGACUAUGACCCACUGACCAUGUCUCCUAAUCCUGAUGCGGCUGAAGAAGAGCUCCCAUUUAAAGAAGGGCAGAUUAUCAAGGUGUAUGGUGAUAAAGACGCUGACGGGUUUUACAGGGGGGAAACCUGUGCGAGGCUGGGUCUUAUUCCGUGCAACAUGGUCUCUGAAAUCCAAGCUGAUGACGAAGAGAUGAUGGAGCAGCUUCUGAAGCAAGGGUUUCUCCCUCUGAACACCCCUAUAGAGAAAAUAGAAAGGACCAGGAGGAGUGGCCGUCAGCCUGCAGCGUCAACCAGGAGAAUGGUGGCAUUAUAUGACUAUGAUCCAAGGGAAAGCUCGCCUAAUGUUGAUGUGGAGGCCGAGCUAACAUUUUGUACAGGAGACAUAAUUACAGUCACUGGAGAAAUCGAUGAAGAUGGCUUUUAUUAUGGUGACCUGAAUUGCCAGAAGGGUUUGGUUCCUUCAAACUUUCUUGAAGAAGUGCCUGAUGAUGUAGAAGUCUAUUUAUCCGAUGCCCCAUCACGCUAUGCUCAAGAUACGCCAAUACGUACAAAAGCAAAAAGGGACAUGCUGUGGAGGAAGCUAAUAAACACAGAAAUAACUUGUUCUUCCACUAGCAUGUAUAUGAAUGUUUAGUUAUUAUGAACCAUUCAUUUUUUGUUUGGUUCAGCACAAUGCAAGUUUAGCUUCUCAAGCAUUUUCUGCCGUGCAGAGUUAUUUACAUCUGCAGACUAUAGGUAUGCUCGAGUUAAAUACAACACAGCAUGGGUGGGGGCGGGGACAUGCUUUAGCCAUCUUGUGUAGCUCAAAACUGUUCAGGUUCCCCCCCCCCCGCUGCCAGCAAGUGUCCCACAAAGAUGCCCAUCUCUGAAGAAAGUAUUCAUGUGUAGAAUCUCACUUGUCUUCUUUCAUCACUGCAGUUUUUAUAUAUUAUAUUUUAUGUAUAUUUUUAUUUCUUUGCUCAUCUGCUUGGGAACAGAAGAAGAGUGUUCAUUUCACACCUUAAAAAAGGCAAAGUAGCCUUCACGUAAGUGAGCAACUGAAGAUACCAAUAAAGAUAGCAAUUCCAAACUAGCUGGCAUUAUCUAAUGCAGCCGUCUUAGCACCUAAAUGUGCAGAGAGAGAAAUAUGUCUCCAAAACCAUUAGCCCUGUCGGUUGCAGACUUUCCUUAUGUGUGUUUUUUUUCCUCAUGAAAAAAAAAAAUCAACUUCUAGGGUAUAUAUAGUCAUAAAACCUCAACAGAAUUGACUUUUGUCUCACCAUUUUCUUCUUCCGUGUAUUCAGGGCUCAUGUUUAUAAAAAAAGUUUUAACAUUUGGAACAUAUUUCUUACUGGGCGUAGUGUUUGUUUGCAUUUUUAAAAAAGUGUUCCUAGUGUCUAACUUCAAAGAGAAGCUGCAUAUUGCAUUGUUAGCCAAUCUAGGGGGGUAGUCCCGAACUUCAAGAGAAAGGGAGGUGGGGUGUAAAAGCACAAAAUAGACCCACCAGCGCAUGACAAGCAUAACACUGUAAGCAGAUCACUAUGAUAAUUAAGAAAAGGGUAUGGGGUUUUUGUUAGUUUGUUUUUUUUAGAACACAUUAACCUCAAAUAUCUGUUUAACAGUUUCCCUUAAAAGUUUAUCUCCUGUUCAAUGUCCCAAGUUUGCCUGUGGCACUUUCUCCUCUGUAGUCCUCAUUCAAAAAAAUUAAAGAAAAAUGCAAAUUCUUCCAUAGCACAGUUCUGUAUCCAUGUUUGGAAAGCGCUCAGCAACUCUUUGGUUUAUCAAUGCAAUAACAGUUGACAUGAAAGAUGUGCUGCUCAAACCCAUGAACGAAUGCAUUAGAGCUCGAUAUAAACGGUAUCUUCAGGUGUACGUUGGGGGUGCUUCUACAAAGUGGUUCUUUUGUUUGUUUUCUUCAUUAGACAAAGGCCUUCAUUUGAGAUCAAAGUAAGCUUGUGACCCCUUUGCUUAAAUUUCAUCUUCAUGUAAACUAAGCCUAAUCUGGACAGAGCAGAAACCAUUUUUCACAGCUGCCAGAAAGAUGCGUCAGCCAGCUUACAGUAUUAAGCAGUUGGCUGCUAGGGGCUCACUCUUCACUCUUGAAUGACUCCCAUACAUAGCAGUACAUCUUGCAUUUUGGGUAGUGAAAUCCUUGUUCAUUGUACUAACUGUUGUACAAGCAAACAUUAUACACAAAUCAUGCGUGUAAUAACAUAUUGCCACACAGAACAGCAUCAAAGGUCUUGAAGCUUUCUUUGAUUGCAAUUAAGGUUCAUUUUAGCUUUUUUUUUCUUUCAACCAGUGUGCCAUCUUCUUAAAAUAUGUAUAUACAGUACGCUUAAAAAAAAAAAAAGCAGUCAAUUGAUCUCAAGAAUUAAAACCCUCUUGAUUUUAUCUCCACAAUUGGCAAUACCUUCUGGAAACUGGCUGGUGUAUAUAUAGAACUUGCCAUUCGUAGUACUUAGCCCAAUUUUCUCAGAUGCUCAGGGGUCACCACAAGAGUACUGAAAUGUGAAGAAGCAAUUUAAUUUUGGCAAAAACCCAGUUCUGGGUCACCUGUUUAAAAUAAGCAGCUUUUUCCAAGAAACUAUUUAAAUUUAUUUUACAAUAUACAUAUAUAUAAACUUUCAGCUGUAUAUGCUGUUUUUCUCACUACUUUGGUAAACUAGAGAAGUCUGUUGUGUGGCAUACUUUAAAGAAAAAAAAAAGGAUUGUCCAAAACAAAAGUAAAGAAACAAAAAAAUGUUACCAACUUUCCUGUUGUUUGGCUUUCAUUCAGUAAACUGUAACAAUGUACCUACUAGGUUCCUCCUGAGAAUACAGGUACAUCACCAAGGAGAGCACCAUCUCCCACAGUCCAUCUCCAUACGGGGUCACCUACGUCAU
Messenger RNA from Rhineura floridana, 6689 nucleotides. RefSeq names its product RIMS binding protein 2 (gene RIMBP2). Gene Ontology annotation, molecular function: protein binding. The transcript is spliced from 24 exons. The record is from RefSeq and is a predicted model, not a curated record. Gene Ontology annotation, biological process: neuromuscular synaptic transmission. NCBI's taxonomy places the organism in Eukaryota, Metazoa, Chordata, Lepidosauria, Squamata, Rhineuridae. The coding region runs from base 40 to 4458 and encodes 1472 amino acids.